Molecule: messenger RNA, 3314 nt
Organism: Centruroides sculpturatus (bark scorpion)
Lineage: Eukaryota; Metazoa; Arthropoda; Arachnida; Scorpiones; Buthidae
Product: inositol-trisphosphate 3-kinase B-like
Exons: 8
Coding region: 1412-3268 (618 amino acids)
Biological process (GO): inositol phosphate biosynthetic process
Cellular component (GO): nucleus; cytoplasm
Molecular function (GO): inositol-1,4,5-trisphosphate 3-kinase activity; inositol tetrakisphosphate kinase activity
Source: RefSeq, a predicted model, not a curated record
GAUAAGGAAAAUUUCUUCAUUAAUAUGCUGAUCUCUAUUUAUUUUACUAUUCUUUAUUUAAAAAUCUAUUAAAAACAUUAUUGUGAAAACGUUUGUGUUCAAAAUAUAUCAAUGCAACACAUGGGUGAUGCUUUCCGAGAGAAGUGUCUAUGGCAGGGGGCGGCAACCUUUCGGCGGUAUUAUGCCGAACCUAAGUUAUAAUGUUGAUCCGGGUGCCGCCAUGAUUCUACUAAUUUUGUUAUAUGUAGUAUCAAAAUUAGUCCGGUUAUAAUGGACUUCAAAAAUUAAUCAUUUAAAUUUAAUUUUUACUAAUUUCUAUUCAAUCAAAGUGUCACUGAAAAUCGUCCCGCGUGCCAUAGGUUGCCGACCUCUGGUCCAUGUUCUAUUUAGUUAUUAGAGAUGUGAAAAAAAAUCUGGAGGACACCACGCGGCUAGUCCAAUGGUAAAGCCCAAAACCCUCGACCAAUGUUCAGUGGCUUUAUCCACUCAGAUGACUAGUGAACUAUGCGUGCUGCGAGAACGAAUUAUUUAUUUUGCCUGUUUGUUGACAAUUUUUAAAAUUUUAUUCUAGAAAUUGUUUUUUAUAAAGAAUUUUUAAAUUAUUUGAUUUAUUUAAUUCAAUUUACGGUAUUAUUCCUCAGUUCCAGAAAGCUUAGUCUUAGAGACAGGCUACUUUCUUCAUUGGCUAUUCUUUGCCUUAUACAAGCAAUCAUGGAUGUCCCCCUAGAGGAGCAAACGGUGCACUCGCUCCUCCUCGGAUCAAAAAAAAUUUCACAAAUUAUAAUCGUAAUUGAGGUAUGCAAUCUGAUGCAUUCGACCAUGGGACGCUUUGAUACAAUACUGUAUUGUAUUAUCUACUUGUGAGAAAAUUCCCCCAAAAAUUAAAUAAAAAGUUUAUUGACGUAAUUAUUUGUCUGCAAGCCUUGCCAUCCUGGAAAAUCUGCGAUCGUCCAUGAAAGCAAUUAACCAUUAUUAAUUAACUGUUGUGAGUUAAGGUAUUGAUAUAAAGCAGGGCAGAUGCAGACCUAAACUAUGAAAUUGUUCGCUCGAACAACUUACGUCAUCCGAAUAGAAGAUACAAAUUUCAGUUACAUUCAUCGAAAAUUAUUAAUUGCACGAAUAUAAUUUUAAUAUAAAUUAAAUUAUUUAUUAAAUGUAUACAACGUUUAAAAUUAGCUUAUUUUAAUUAGAAGCGUAAAAAAAAAAUCUCGCCAACACUAGUUACCAGAUGGCACUUCCGUACGUGACGCCGGUGAAUGGAAAAUAUGGAAACGAGGUUGUUUCCUGCAUGGAAGUGCCGUCGAGUGGUGACGUCGAAUUGGUUUUUUUUCUUUGCGGAAGAAGUAGAGUUAACGAUGAAUAUUAUAGAUCCUUCCUCGUCAUUUAACUAUAUAAUCUACAGAACGUCUUGAUGAGAAAAUUUGAAGAUAUUAAAAUGUCAUCACUGAGGACUAGAUCGUGGAGUGUAACAUCUCCUCAGAGAUCUAGAAAUAUUAGAAUGUCAGUUCGUUCUCCUUCACUUGAAGUUCUUCCUACUAAUCAUUCUAUCACAGAUAAUCUUUCUCAAAAUGAAAUAACUGAUUCUAAAGAAAAAGUAAAUGGUGGUUUAGAAAUAUCUUUAAGAAAACAUUUAACAAAUAAAAGAUGGUUACUUGGUGAAUCUACUAUUGAAACAAAUUCUGAUUUUGUUUUUAGGAAGAAUGUUGACCUUAAAAUAAAAAAUGAGAGUAAUAUGCUUCCCCAUCUAUCCACAUCUGUGAUAUCUAAAUCAAAAUCAUUCUGCUUUCAAAGAAAUUCUUCAUAUAUUGAACAAGAGUUGGAUUCUUCUCCAGAUUCACUUUUAGAAUGUAUUAGUCCAAAUUAUUAUCUUAAUGGUGGCAGUGACAGUAAUGAAAAUUCUAAUUCUGCUUAUAAUAUAAUUAAUUAUAAUCAGAACUGUGGUAAUUCUUUUGUAUGGGACCACAAGAUGAGGACAGAGAGAUCAAACAGUACAGAUUCAGCAAUUAUGAUAUCUACAGAAGAAAAAAAGCCUUUGUUUAUGGAACGCCAAAAAUCCCACUGUGAAGGCAUCACUAAUUCUAAUGCCAAUUUAAUUAAUGAUUCUGUUCAAAGGAAAAAAUCUUUUAUAAAUCAGUCAUUAUCAUGUCCUUCUCUUGUCAUGCCAUCAGUUAUAAUAAGUGAUCAUAGUAAUAACGAGAGACCUGAAUCAAUGAAUGAUUGCAGUGAUUUGCCUUGUCCUGAUUUGUUGUCAGUUACAAUAGACGAUAUUGCAAGAAAUGCUCCAAGAUUUAGAAGAUUUUCAACUUGCAGUACUGGUUCUAAUACUUCAACUCUUUCUACACUUUCUUUGGAGGAUUCACAAAGUGAUAUAAGUGAUUCUUCUUUAUCAAAUGGCAAUUAUGGUAGAAGAUCUUCAGCAUGGCGAAAAGUGCGGAAUAUUGUGCAUUGGUCGCCAUUUAUACAGACAUACAGAAAACAAAAAUAUCCCUGGGUUCAAUUAGCUGGACAUCAAGGUAAGAAGAAGUUGUAUAUAUAUAUAAAAACUUUUCAGUUAUUUCUUAAAAAUAUAUAUUCUUUAAUAUUAAAUUCAGUAUAUCUAGAACUUCAAGAUCUUUUGGCAGGUUAUCAAAAUCCAUGUGUCAUGGAUGUAAAAGUUGGAAUACGUACUUAUUUAGAAGAUGAAUUAGCUAAGGCCAAGGAGAAAUCUAAACUCAGAAAAGAUAUGUAUGAAAAAAUGAUUCAUGUUGAUCCCAAUGAACCAACUGAGGAAGAACAUUUGCAAAAAGCUGUUACAAAACCUCGCUAUAUGAUAUGGCGAGAAACCAUAAGUUCCACUGCUACACUUGGAUUUCGUAUUGAAGGCAUUAAGGUAAGUGAAGGUGUAUCUCGCAGAGAUUUUAAAACAACCAAAAGUAGCGAACAAGUGUUAAAGGAAUUGAGGAAAUUUGUUGAAGGUUUUUCAAAUAUAAUUGAUCAAUACUUACAACGACUUCGAUGUUUAAGAGCCACAUUAGAAAUAUCUGAAUUUUUUGCACAUCAUGAGAUGAUAGGAAGUUCACUUCUUUUUGUUCACGAUUCCAAUCAUGCUAGCAUUUGGAUGAUCGACUUCGGCAAGACCAUGCCUCUACCCGGUAACAUAAAAAUUACUCACAAGGAUCCGUGGGUGGUUGGAAAUCACGAAGACGGAUAUUUGAUCGGUAUUGACAGUCUAGUUAAACUCUUUGAAGAACUUUCCGAAAACGGCGCACCUACCUCGACAGAGUUUUAGAAACAAAGUAAGGUCGACGACCAAACUCAGGGAUUUAAAAAAAAAA